GAAACUAUAAAAGUAUAUGUAUAAACAUCAGUUGCCACCUGGUGUUGGAACCGGAAGACAUAUGUGGCGUGAUUCGUUUCGUCUGGAGGUAUGGAACGAAGCAUACACAUUCUAUUAGGAGUCACCGGAAGCGUUGCAGCAAUUAAAGUCAAACAAUUAGUUCAACUAUUGCAGGAACCAAAGUCGGAAGAUGUCUACGUCAAAGUUAAAGUGGUCGCAACAGAAAAUGCUUUACACUUCUUUUCGUUGGAGGAACUGAAAGAGAUCGCUCCGGUUUUCAGAGACGAAGACGAAUGGAAGACCUGGAAGAAAAUUCCGGAUCCAGUCCUUCACAUCGAACUAAGGAAGUGGGCAGACAUCAUGGUUGUGGCGCCACUGGAUGCGAACUCUUUGGCCAAACUAGCCGGCGGCAUCUGCGACAACCUUCUGACCUGCAUCGUAAGGGCCUGGGAUUCCAAGAAACCUCUGUUUUUCUGUCCGGCAAUGAACACGCACAUGUGGGACCACCCCGUUACACGAGAACACGUGGAAAAGCUGAAGAGUUUCGGCUACGAGGAGAUUCCGUGUAUCUCCAAGAAGCUGGCCUGCGGAGACGUGGGAUUCGGCGGAAUGGCCGAAGUUCCGACGAUUGCGGAAGUGGUUCGAGAGCGAAUGAAUAUGAAAUAACGAAAUGGCACCAAACACGUCUGAACACGUAGGA
This is a messenger RNA of Centruroides sculpturatus (bark scorpion), 700 nucleotides long. It is a transcript of the gene Ppcdc, whose product is annotated as phosphopantothenoylcysteine decarboxylase-like. NCBI's taxonomy places the organism in Eukaryota, Metazoa, Arthropoda, Arachnida, Scorpiones, Buthidae. Gene Ontology annotation, molecular function: FMN binding; phosphopantothenoylcysteine decarboxylase activity. Gene Ontology annotation, cellular component: phosphopantothenoylcysteine decarboxylase complex. The record is from RefSeq and is a predicted model, not a curated record. The transcript is spliced from 2 exons. The coding region runs from base 91 to 666 and encodes 191 amino acids. Gene Ontology annotation, biological process: coenzyme A biosynthetic process.